Molecule: messenger RNA, 3058 nt
Organism: Dreissena polymorpha
Lineage: Eukaryota; Metazoa; Mollusca; Bivalvia; Myida; Dreissenidae
Exons: 4
Coding region: 679-1953 (424 amino acids)
Source: RefSeq, a predicted model, not a curated record
GAUGCAAGCAUGUCGCGGUCAUGCGCAGUGGUGUUAUUUGUAGAGGCAACCAGGGAAAUAAAGCUGAUUAUAUCAAAGUCACGUGUUUAGCCCACUGAAAACAUUAACUCUACUUCGCCGUGAACUGACGGCAGAUUAAUUCUUUAAUGAAACGUGUUAAUAUUAUAUCUAUUUGAAUAAUGACUAGAUCUAAAUGACUUAAUUGUAGACGGAAAUAGUUGAUUACAGCGAGGUUAUUCAACCUGGGAAAUACCAUUCUCGUACAUUAGGUUCGUUCAUUGAUACAACCAGGACUGUCUUUACCCGUAUGACGAUACACCGCACAAGUUACACCCAUAAUGAACCUGGAGGAGAAUAGUCCCUAAGGCUUUUGAAUAUUCAGAUUUCAAAAUGGCAGAAGGAGACGAGGUAUAUACGUGGUCAGAGACUGGAAGCGAUCAUAGAUACAGCGGCCUGUACAGCCGUCACUCUCGAGUAAGUCAGACUAUAAGCAUUCUCCGACACAGCCGUCACUCUCAGGUAAUCAUCAGAGAAUAUAAGAGUCCAGAGACACAGCAGAAUGUACUGUCUUCACUCUUAGGUUAAUCAGAGAGUGGAAGCGAUCAUAAACACCGCGGCCUGUACAGCCGUCACUCUCGAAAUUAUGUGGAAAGUUUGUCCAUAGAGAUCUGUACUAUAAUGACCCGGCUUGGUUACGGCGAGAUGAUGAGACGGUGGCGCGUUGAGAAGUACAGGGAGAUUGGCAGGCUGGUGAAUGCACUAGCUUUGAAUAAUGGAAUGAACGAUACAUUUAUCAUAGCUGGGAGCAAGGCAGAGGGACUGACCUGCCGUUUGGAAAGCGACUUGGACAUAUUAUUUGUGCUGAAGGAUGUCCUCUGUGUGGAAGCUGAUAUCAAUCUGCUCACUAUUUCAGACGACAUAGAUGUGUUUAGGAUGGAUACGAUGGAUACACGUGUAUAUCCAGGGCACUGCAGACUGUUACAAGAGAGACCAGCUGCUCAUGCACAUUAUCCUGUAAUUACCAAGGCUCUGUGUGAUAAUGGAUAUGGGGGCGUUCUAUUAAGUAGUAGCUUAUUGCUAGAUGAAAAUUCACGUUCAUUACCACAUAUUGCACAUUUGGAGCGUCAUGAACGAGCCGGGCCGUCGCUGCCUUUUGCAUAUUUUGGUGUAUAUCAUUUUGACACGGUUAUCGCACUACGGUGUUACUGCCCCAGCAUCCUACAGAGAUGGGCUGACAGACGACGUAAUUGGCCAUCACCAACUAUAGUUCAGAAAGUAGUAUCAUUAGGAGCCUUUGUUACUCCAGUAGGGUUUAAGGGAAGCGAUUACAAGCACGUGGAGUGGAGGAUUUGUUUCAACACCGGCGAGGCAGAACUUGUAAACAACCUUAACGACACACAAGUAAAAGUAUAUGUCAUUCUUAAAAUGAUCCUUAGAGAUAUAAUAAAACCAAAUAAUAAAGAAAUAACAUCGUACGUGUUGAAAAACAUCAUAUUAUGGCAAGCUGAAAAUACUCCACAGACAGAGUUUCAUUCACGCAGCUUACUUUACUGGCUUCAUAACGCACUGAGAGAGCUUAGGACUGCUAUUGCGGAAAAAAAACUUAGCUAUUACAUGAUUCCAGAUAGAAAUUUAAUGGCAGCCUGUGGGUUGGAUGGUGCGCUGCAGAGAAAAUGGGUAGCAGAUAUCACGGACAUGAUGGACGAAGGUCCCAGGGUAAUACUUCGAUUGGAGAAGAUACGGAAGGCCAUUGUUGCGUCCCCGGAACCGAUGUUGUGGUUUAGCCAGAAAAGGAUGGAGUUGGAGAUGCUGAUGCUGGAGCUUCCAAUCAGAGGGUUUCAGGCACCGAUACGUAUACGCAUUGCAGAGAUAUUGUUUGAGCUGAUGCAACAAACUGAUCAGGAGGUCAGUCUUGACAUUUUCUUUGAUUGGUCCUGCAGACUGCUAAUGUAAUGCGCAUUAUUUAUUAAAUGGAUGCUAAACUCAUGGUUCUCGUAUUUUAAACUCUCAUUAAAGUUCAUUUUCUCGUGCGCGAGAAAAUUAGUAGUAUAGAUUUUUUCUUACUGUUUACAUACUUUAAAUAUAGGACUGGACCGCUACAAAAGUGUAUUAUUGGUAGUUGAUUGGGUCGCAAGUAGGACAUAUAUUUUACAUAUACGCACUUAUUUGGUUUGUACUAGAAAUUUGUGCCUACGUUGUUGUGUACAUCUUGUGCAUAUAUGCAAAACAAGAUGCAACAUCUACCUGGGUAACACUAUCUAAUCUUAUGUACUUUUACGUUUAUUUAAUAUUUACAUUAGUUUAUUUAUUUGCAAUAUUUGUUAAAACAUAUUAUAUGUAAUAAAAACUCGUUUUAUUAUAACACCAAUCGUUUUUUUUAAGGAUGCAAUUGUUGUUUUUAACUGUUAUUUUGAUAUUUAUAUAUAUUGGUUUAUUCUGUAGCUUAAUAGCAUAGUAUAAGUCAAUAGGUGACCAUCUCGCGAAACACAUUUAUGAUUGCAUUGAUUUCUGAUUAAAAGAAAUUAUGUAUUCUAUCUCUGGAAUGCUACAGAAACUUAUAUUUAAGUUGUUGGUAUAUUAUUAUGCAACACUAUGGAAAUCUGAAAGUGUUUAAGAGUAACAGGGUCACAGUAUGGAAUCAAAUGCUGGUCUUCUGUUUUUAUACUCCAUUUAGCAGGAUAGAAUACAAAUAAAACACUUGCAUUAAAACCAUUAAUUGAACGUUUUUUUAAAGUCGCUGAUAUGAAACAUAAUUAUCAUGACCUACAUGCUAUUAAUAUCAAUCUAGAUUAUAAAACAAAUCCUUUGUAUUUGUUUAUAUUAAUGUACUACUGAUGAAGGCUAUGUCCGAAACAUGUUUGGUACUUAAAACAUUUUAAUAAACAAAAGUGACGUGUUUGUACGAUUUAUUUAAUUUUAUCAAUCUAGAUUGAAAUAUAUUAUUUAAAUAGAUUAUUUUUUUUAUAAAAUAAUUAAGAAUAUCCAUUAGCGAAAUGUAAACACUUCCAGCAGUUCUUACAGUUGUUUUUAUUUAACGAUAAACACUACUAUAACACAA